Molecule: messenger RNA, 990 nt
Organism: Podarcis muralis (Common wall lizard)
Lineage: Eukaryota; Metazoa; Chordata; Lepidosauria; Squamata; Lacertidae
Source: RefSeq, a predicted model, not a curated record
AUGUUUGCCCAGCAGGGAAAGCAAAUCUGUUGCUAUGACUGUGUUCAGUGCCCAAAAGGAAGGAUUUCAGACCAGAAGGAUGCAGAUCAAUGUGAGAAAUGCCCAGAUGAUCACUACCCAAAUGCCUUUCAGGACCAAUGUAUUCCGAAAAAAAUAAGCUACCUAUCCUAUGAGGAGCCCUUGGGGGCAAUUCUGGCCUCCUUGGCUCUCCUGCUUUCUCUGGUCACAGUUGUUGUAAUGGGGACCUUUGGUCUGCACUGGAACACUCCCAUUGUCAAAGCCAACAACUGGGGCAUCACCUGCACCUUGCUCUCUUCUCUGCUUCUCUGCUUUCUCUGCUCCUUCUUAUUCAUUGGCAGGCCUACAAAGGUGACCUGUGUCUUGAGGCAAAGCGUCUUUGGCAUUGUCUUCUCCAUUGCUGUUGCUUGCGUGUUAGCCAAAACCCUCACUGUGGUUCUGGCAUUCAUGGUGACCAAGCCUGGGAACAGCCUGAGGAAAUGGCUUGGCAAGAGGUUGGCAGGAUCCCUUAUCACCUUCUGUUCUCUCAUUCAAGCUGGCAUCUGCCUUGGGUGGCUGGCAUCCUCUCCCCCAUUCCCAGAGUUUGACCUGCACUCCCAGGAUGAGCAAAUCAUAGUGCAGUGCAAUGAAGGCUCCGACAUCAUGUUCCACCUUAUUCUCGGCUACAUGGGUCUUUUGGCCAUUGUGAGCUUCUCUGUGGCUUUCUUUGCCAGGAAGUUGCCUGAUACUUUCAAUGAAGCCAAGUUGAUUACCUUCAGCAUGCUGGUCUUCUGCAGUGUUUGGCUGUCCUUUGUCCCCACUUAUCUGAGCACCAAAGGGAAAUACAUGGUGGCUGUGGAGAUCUUCUCCAUUUUGGCCUCUACUGCUGGCUUACUGGGUUGCAUCUUCCUCCCCAAAAUCUACAUCAUUAUAUUUAGACCUGAGAUGAACAGUAGAGAGAGGUUAGUAAGGAAGAAGGAUGACCAUAGUUGA